UCGCGGCGGCUGCGGAGGCGGCGGAGGCGGCGGCGGCGGCGGCGGCGGUCGUCGUCCAUGGAGCUCGAGAACAUCUUGGCCAACUCGAUGCUGCUGAAAGCGCGCCAAGGAGGACGUAGCAAGAAAAGCGGUCGUAGCAAGAAAUGGAGGGAGAUGCUGAGGCUGCCCCCGGUCAGCCAGUGCAGCGAGCUCCGGCAGUCCCUCGAGAAGGAGUACAGCAGUCUGUGUGACAAGCAGCCCAUCGGAAGACUCCUCUUCAGGCAGUUCUGUGCGACCAGGCCUGUGCUGAGGAGGUGCGUCGAGUUCCUGGAUGCCGUGGCAGAGUAUGAAGUGGCUGCUGACGAGGACCAGGGAGCUUGUGGGCUCUCCGUCUUAGACACGUUCUUCGGGGACGAGGACCUGGCAGCCCCUUUCGCGGAGGUGCCCGCCCAAGCCGUGCAGGAGUGCAGACUGAGGCUGCAGGAGGCCCCUUCCAAGGAUGCCUUCGAGGAGUGCACGAGAGCUAUCCAUCACUAUUUAAGUGGAGAACCAUUUGGAGAAUACCAAGAAAGCUCCUAUUUUACUCGGUUUUUACAGUGGAAAUGGCUGGAAAGGCAACCAGUAACAAAGAAGACAUUCCGACACUACAGAGUUCUAGGAAAAGGCGGAUUCGGAGAGGUUUGUGCCUGUCAAGUGCGAGCUACAGGAAAAAUGUAUGCCUGUAAAAAGCUGGAAAAGAAAAGGAUAAAGAGGAGGAAAGGGGAAGCCAUGGCCCUCAAUGAGAAAACACUCCUAGAAAAAGUGCACAGCAGGUUUGUGGUCAGCUUAUGCUACACCUACGAAACGCGAGCGUCCCUGUGCUUGGUGCUGACCAUCAUGAAUGGAGGCGACUUGAAGUUUCACAUCUACAACCUGGGCGAGCCCGGCUUCGAGGAGCGGAGGGCGGUUUUCUACGCCGCGGAGCUGUGCUGCGGCCUGGGGGACUUGCACAGGGAGAGGAUCGUGUACAGGGACCUGAAGCCCGAGAACAUUCUCCUCGAUGACCGCGGCCACAUCCGGAUUUCAGAUCUUGGCUUAGCCGUGCAGAUCCCGGAAGACAAGACAGUUCACGGAAGAGUCGGAACCUUGGGGUACAUGGCUCCAGAAGUUCUCAAUAAUGAAAACUAUACAUUCAGCCCGGAUUGGUGGGGACUUGGCUGCCUCAUCUAUGAGAUGAUCCAGGGACAUUCUCCGUUCAGAAAGUUCAAGGAGAAGGUCAGACGGGACGAAGUGGAGCGGAGAGUGAGGAAGGAGGCGGAGAAGUACUCGGAGAAGUUCUCGCAGGACGCCAAGGCCAUCUGCAGGCGGUUACUCACCAAGGACCCCAAGCAGCGUCUGGGCUGCAAGGGAGAAGGUGUGGCUGAAGUCAAGCGUCACCCCGUGUUCAAGGACAUCAACUUCAGGAGGCUGGAGGCCACCAUGUUAGAGCCCCCUUUCUGCCCUGAUCCGCAGGCCAUUUAUUGUAAGAACGUCUUUGACAUUGAGCAGUUCUCCUCGGUGAAAGGCGUCUACCUGGACAGCACGGACGCCGCCUUCUACAGAGAGUUUGUCACGGGCUGUGUCUCCAUCCCCUGGCAGAAUGAGAUGAUCGAGUCAGAAUGUUUCAAGGACAUCAACAAAAGUGAGAUCGAGGCGGCAGAGGCGGAAGACCCGGAAGAGGACGCUCACCUGCCAGUCCCCAGACGAAGGAGAAGCCUGUUCUACCGACUCCUCACCCGGGGGGGCUGCAUCAGCACGGGCCCCAGCGACAAAGAAGAGCAGCUCUCCAGACUGUGACCCCUGGCCAAGCAGCACCAGGGAGCACGUGCGCCAGGGAGCGUGCACCCCCAGGGCGCCGUGCACCUCUCGGGAGCCCCGCACCUCCAGAGAACACGUGCUCGGGGCCUCACCCUGCCUGUGAAUUGCAAUAAACACGUAUGACACCUCGCGUAA
Messenger RNA from Phacochoerus africanus (Common warthog), 1950 nucleotides. RefSeq names its product G protein-coupled receptor kinase 4 (gene GRK4). Gene Ontology annotation, cellular component: cytoplasm. Gene Ontology annotation, molecular function: ATP binding; G protein-coupled receptor kinase activity. The record is from RefSeq and is a predicted model, not a curated record. Bases 58 to 1794 code for a protein of 578 amino acids. Gene Ontology annotation, biological process: regulation of signal transduction; signal transduction; protein phosphorylation. The transcript has 16 exons. Lineage: Eukaryota; Metazoa; Chordata; Mammalia; Artiodactyla; Suidae.